GCUCCAGGGCGGGGGAUGUUGUGAUGGAGAAGCCGCCGCGGAGCCGGAGCCCCGCAGCCUGAGCCACCUCCGCCACCUGGGCCUGGGGCCUCCCCGCGCAGGAUCUGCCAAGGCCAUGUCUGUUCCAUCGUCACUGAGCCAGUCGGCCAUUAAUGCCAACAGCCACGGAGGCCCCGCCCUGAGCCUACCCCUGCCCCUGCACGCUGCCCACAACCAGCUGCUCAACUCCAAGUUGCAGGCCACGGCUGUGGGACCCAAGGACCUGCGCAGUGCCAUGGGGGAGGGUGGUGGGCCUGAGCCAGGCCCUGCCAAUGCCAAGUGGCUAAAAGAGGGCCAGAACCAGCUCCGGCGGGCUGCCACGGCCCAUCGUGACCAGAACCGCAACGUGACCUUGACCCUGGCAGAGGAGGCCAGUCAGGAGCCUGAGAUGGCACCCUUGGGCCCCAAAGGCCUGAUGCACCUGUACUCAGAGCUGGAGCUCUCCGCCCACAAUGCAGCCAACAGAGGGCUCCGAGGAUCUGGUCUGAUCAUCAGCACCCAAGAGCAGGGGCCAGAUGAAGGAGAGGAGAAGGCAGCAGGGGAGGCCGAGGAGGAUGAUGAGGAAGAGGAUGAGGAGGAGGAGGAGGAGGACUUGUCUUCUCCCCAAGGGCUGCCCGAGCCCCCGGAGAGUGCGGAGAUGCCCCCCAGACCCCAGGCCCUUGCCGACGGUCCCCGAGAGCACAGCAAGAGUGCCAGCCUCCUGUUUGGCAUGCGGAACAGUGCAGCCAGUGAUGAGGACUCAAGCUGGGCUACCUUAUCCCAGGGCAGCCCCUCCUAUGGCUCCCCGGAGGACACAGUCAGGAUUCCUGGUUUCCUUGGUAACGGGAAGCACGUCAGCAGUCUGGGCGCUCCCAGCCAUCCUGGUGCUGCGGUUGCCGAGGAGACGCUGCAGCCUAGCUGGGCCCUGGCAGAUUCCUUCUGGAACCCCAACGCCUUCGAGACGGAUUCCGACCUGCCGGCUGGAUGGAUGAGGGUCCAGGAUACCUCAGGGACCUACUACUGGCACAUCCCAACAGGGACCACCCAGUGGGAGCCCCCGGGCCGGGCCUCUCCUUCACAGGGGAACAGCCCCCAAGAGGAGUCUCAGCUCACUUGGACAGGCUUUGCCCAUGGAGAAGGCUUUGAGGAUGGAGAAUUUUGGAAGGAUGAACCCAGUGAGGAGGCCCCUAUGGAUUUGGGGCUGAAGGACCCUGAGGAGGGGACAUUGUCCUUCCCAGCUCAGAGCCUCAGCCCAGAGCCAUUACCCCAGGAGGAGGAGAAGCUGCCUCCACGGAAUGCCAACCCAGGGAUCAAGUGUUUCGCCGUGCGCUCCCUAGGCUGGGUGGAGAUGACCGAGGAGGAGCUGGCCCCUGGACGCAGCAGUGUGGCAGUCAACAACUGCAUCCGUCAGCUUUCCUACCACAAAAACAAUCUGCACGACCCCAUGUCUGGGGGCUGGGGGGAGGGAAAGGACCUACUGCUACAGCUGGAGGACGAGACACUAAAGCUGGUGGAGCCACAGACUCAGGCCCUGCUGCAUGCCCAGCCCAUUGUCAGCAUUCGCGUGUGGGGCGUCGGGCGGGACAGUGGAAGAGAGAGGGACUUUGCCUACGUAGCUCGUGAUAAACUGACCCAGAUGCUCAAGUGCCACGUGUUUCGCUGUGAGGCACCUGCCAAGAACAUCGCCACCAGCCUGCAUGAGAUCUGCUCUAAGAUCAUGGCCGAACGGCGUAAUGCCCGCUGUUUGGUAAAUGGACUCUCCCUGGACCACUCUAAACUUGUGGACGUCCCUUUCCAAGUGGAAUUCCCAGCACCCAAGAAUGAGUUGGUACAAAAGUUCCAAGUCUAUUACCUGGGGAACGUGCCUGUUGCUAAACCUGUUGGGGUAGAUGUGAUAAAUGGGGCCCUGGAGUCAGUCCUGUCCUCUAGUAGCCGUGAGCAGUGGACCCCAAGUCACGUCAGUGUGGCCCCUGCUACCCUUACCAUCUUGCAUCAGCAGACGGAAGCAGUGCUGGGGGAAUGUCGGGUGCGUUUCCUCUCCUUCCUGGCUGUGGGCAGAGAUGUCCACACAUUUGCAUUCAUCAUGGCUGCCGGCCCAGCCUCCUUCUGUUGCCACAUGUUCUGGUGCGAGCCUAAUGCUGCCAGCCUCUCAGAGGCUGUGCAGGCUGCCUGCAUGCUCCGCUACCAGAAGUGUCUGGAUGCACGCUCCCAGGCCUCCACCUCCUGCCUCCCGGCACCCCCUGCAGAGUCCGUUGCCCGCCGUGUAGGGUGGACUGUCCGCAGGGGCGUUCAGUCGCUGUGGGGUUCCCUCAAGCCCAAACGCCUGGGGGCCCAUACCCCCUGAAGUCCUCAGUCCUCCCUCCACCUGCUUGCAUUGGGCCCCAGGGAACUCAAGGGUAUGGGGCAGGGAGGGGCCCUAGAGGCUAUUGUUAGGCCUCAGGCCCCCUCAAAGCUGCCCCUCCCUAGUAGCUGGGAUUCCCUGCCUAGGGGCUGGGGAGAGAGAGACCUAAUCCCUUCGGGGAAAUGACAAUAUCGGAUCGAUAAGAGGAGCAAGAAGCAAGGCCAGCCCCAGGCUCUCCACCCCCAUGUUUCAGGUGGAGCAGGAGGAACUGGUCUAGGCCAGGCCCUAUCUUGGUAGGGUCUGGCAGGGGCAGAAGGGGGACUGGUCCAGGCAUGGGUCCCCUCCCCACUGUUCCAUGGGCACCUCUGCUGUACUGAUAUCACUAAUAAAGUCUGUCUGCCCUGCUAA
This is a messenger RNA of Lynx canadensis (Canada lynx), 2767 nucleotides long. It is a transcript of the gene APBB1, whose product is annotated as amyloid beta precursor protein binding family B member 1. Bases 116 to 2362 code for a protein of 748 amino acids. The transcript has 16 exons. Lineage: Eukaryota; Metazoa; Chordata; Mammalia; Carnivora; Felidae. The record is from RefSeq and is a predicted model, not a curated record. Gene Ontology annotation, molecular function: transcription factor binding; amyloid-beta binding. Gene Ontology annotation, biological process: regulation of DNA-templated transcription. Gene Ontology annotation, cellular component: cytoplasm; nucleus.